AUGCAUAAGUGUGGAUUGGAGUGCAGGCACUCGAGAUUUUUCUUCUCCUAUGCCAUCGGCCUGGGUGCCCUGAUCUGCGCUGUGGGCAGCUAUAAUCGCUUCCAUAAGCAACUGUUACAGGAUGCCUUCUUGCUGGCCAUGAUAAACAGUGGUACGAGUUUCUUUGCUGGCUUUGUGGUGUUUUCUGUCCUGGGCUUCAUGGCCGCAGAGCAAGGAGUGGACAUCAGUAAAGUAGCUGAGAGUGGUCCAGGCCUGGCGUUUAUAGCCUACCCCAAGGCUGUGACUCUAAUGCCUCUGGCGCCAGUUUGGGCAGCACUUUUCUUCUUUAUGUUGCUAGUACUGGGCUUGGACAGCCAGUUUGUAGGGGUAGAGGGUUUGAUAACGGGAAUUAUGGACAUGCUACCGCCUAAAUCUGCCAUGGGCUCCCUGCGGCGAGAGGUGGUAGCGGCCAUCUGCUGCGUCAUCUGCUUCUUGAUCGACAUAUCCAUGGUCACUGAGGGAGGGAUGUAUGUCUUCCAGCUGUUUGACUACUACUCUGCCAGUGGCAUCACUCUGCUGUGGCAGGCCUUCUGGGAGUGUGUGGUGAUUGCUUGGGUCUAUGGCGCGGACCGUUUCAUGGAUGACGUGGCUCGUAUGAUCGGCUAUCAGCCCCUCCCCUACAUGAAGUGGUGCUGGUCCUACAUCACACCUUUAGUCUGUGUGUCAGUGUUCAUUUUCCAUGUGGUGAACUACAAACCCCUUACCUACAACACAGUGUACACCUACCCCCUGUGGGGCGAAGUGCUUGGCUGGAUAUUGGCCCUUUCCUCAAUGCUCUGUAUCCCGGUCACCGUUCUCUACAAACUACUGCGCUGCAAAGGAUCUUUUCGGGAGCGCUGGAAGCACCUAACUACACCCGUUUGGGGCCGACAUCACAUGGAGUACAUGGCCCCGGAGAGCGGGGCCAAACUGCUGCCCCCUGCAGGAACAAAGAGCACGCUUCUCUUUGAAAGUGUCAUCUGAUGAGCUGAGCCCCGCUGAACACAGAGCCUUGACGUCAGCACACACCAUCUACACAAAAUACAUGCACACCACACAGGCCUGGUAAGAGCUAAGUGCAGAUUGGUUACACAUCCUCCACAGUUUGAAACCUGAAUGGAGAAGCCCUGGACAAAUGGACGACCAAAGAUUAGAUGGGAGAAGAACCGAAACACACCCACACAGUCAUCACCACUGAAACACGCCCUGCUCUGCUUUCUGACUCUACCUCGCUGACUCUCCCCGCUCCCGCCUCUGUGCUGUCCCGUCUCGUCUUGUUCUGUAAGUGUGAUGUGUCCAGUGUAGCUGCGAUAUCUUCCCUGUCUGUCCCUGUCUGUCAUCCGUCCCCGUGUCAUGCCAUUUUGUGAUGAGCAGAGACCUAAAAAUACUUUAAAAACAUUCUAAUCGAAAGAUCUACUGCUGGUGUGUGUGUGUGUGUGUGUGUGUGUGUGUGUGUGUGUGUGUGUGUGUGGGACCGUGGCAGGGGUGUCUUGAUUUACAUUGGACAUUGUCUUUGGCCAAAGUUUGCUGCCAACUUUAUUUCCCUCAAGUAACUGUUGAAGAACAGCUUCCAUUUGUAAAAAAUAAAAUAAAAUUAUAGUUAUCAAAAGGAGACCAUCACCACUUCCAGCUAUGUGUUAUGAGCUAACUUAAGUAUCCAGUGUAUUGUAGGGUCUGUGAAUCAGUGUUAACAAUAUUUCAAGGGGAUGAUUAUCAGUAUUUCCACCUUAAGAGAAGGAGAGAAACUGAAACCUGAAUUGUGCAGAGAGCAGGAGAAUGUGUUGUGGGGAGGGGAAAGAGCCUUGAUGUGAGGAAGGGAGCAAUAAAUGACCAGAUAAAGACGGAUGUGUUUUUUCUGACUUUUUAUUUACAGUCUCAUUCAUACUUUGUCUAACUCUAGAAAUGUACCAAAACUAUUCUGGUUGAAUCACAUUUAAUAUGUUACACCGCCGGUAUAAAAACUAGUCAAACAUUUCACAGAUAACUUGACGUGUCAGGUAGAACAAAGGUGAACCGUAAGCACUCUUAAGGAGAGUGUUCUGUAGUUUACAACACUCGACAUUGUUUGCAUUGGAGUGGUUCAUCCAAGGAACCAAUAUUUAAGGAUCCCUGACACACAUUUCCGUGUUUUCUGCUGGUUGAUAAUUGAUUAGUCCCAUCCCACAUCCCACAAAUUGAGA
Messenger RNA from Notothenia coriiceps (black rockcod), 2198 nucleotides. Its product is annotated as sodium- and chloride-dependent creatine transporter 1-like. Gene Ontology annotation, molecular function: gamma-aminobutyric acid:sodium:chloride symporter activity. NCBI's taxonomy places the organism in Eukaryota, Metazoa, Chordata, Actinopteri, Perciformes, Nototheniidae. Gene Ontology annotation, biological process: amino acid transport; nitrogen compound transport; sodium ion transmembrane transport. The record is from RefSeq and is a predicted model, not a curated record. Gene Ontology annotation, cellular component: plasma membrane.